UAGACAAUGCUAAUGCAUGGGUUCACUGGUUUCAUCUUUGUAAGACAAUGCGUUACCCACCACCUGGCUAUUACAAGGACCUCGUUUUUCCCACAAGAUUUCUAAUUCCAAUGCGCUUCAAUUAUUCGGUUGCCGCUUCUUGUGAUGUUGAAUCAAACCCAGAAGCUGCAAUUGUUGUUGAGAGGAAUGUGGUUAGUUUGGGUAAAAACAGAAGUGGAUUAACUGGAAUGGAAGAGAGGCUAAGAGGGUACUUGAGUAUGCUGCAUAUUUGUGCAUUGAAAGGUUCUUUGAAUGAGGGAAAUGCAGUUCAUGGGCAUGUGAUCAAGUAUGGUAUAAACCCAGAUGCCCAUUUGUGGAAUUCAUUGGUUAAUUUUUAUGCCAAGUUUGGGAGUCACUGAUGCGGGCGUCGAGUGCUCGACAAUAUGCCCAAACGGGACGUUGUUUCUUGGACUGCUCUAAUUGCAGGACUCAUAACUGAUGGGUAUUGCAGGGAUGGUUUGAGUUUUUACUGUGAUAUGAGAAAAGAUGGCGUUAGGCCGAAUGGGUAUACCUCUGCUACUGUCUUGAAAGGUGGUCCAAUGUGUAUGGAAAUGGG
Rhododendron vialii is the source of this 595-nucleotide messenger RNA. RefSeq lists its product as uncharacterized. Gene Ontology annotation, molecular function: protein binding. The transcript is spliced from 2 exons. Lineage: Eukaryota; Viridiplantae; Streptophyta; Magnoliopsida; Ericales; Ericaceae. Bases 48 to 398 code for a protein of 116 amino acids. The record is from RefSeq and is a predicted model, not a curated record.